Molecule: messenger RNA, 6277 nt
Organism: Anthonomus grandis grandis
Lineage: Eukaryota; Metazoa; Arthropoda; Insecta; Coleoptera; Curculionidae
Product: serine/threonine-protein kinase 10
Exons: 26
Coding region: 523-4671 (1382 amino acids)
Biological process (GO): protein phosphorylation
Molecular function (GO): ATP binding; protein serine/threonine kinase activity
Source: RefSeq, a predicted model, not a curated record
GGCGUGGUGUGAAGGGGGGCAAGCGGGGAAUUCGUAAAAAUUGGCAUGGCCGCUAGUCUCUGUCUACAAAAUAUUACGAAAACGUAAAUAAAAAUAUACGGAAAAACGGAGAGAAAAACCUCAAGCAGGUGUUUGUAAACGUGUCCGUGAACUCUUCUGUGUGCCAGAAAAUUUAUAGUUAUCCGGAAAGUGCGUGAAAAGACGUGAAAUUUGAUGAGCAGGUUGUUGGCCGUAAAAUUGUAGAAUCUGACAUUUCCUUUCACUGCUUCUCUGCUGAACCAGUCAUGGGAGUCAGAUAUUAGAAUCCGAAGCAGGGAGAGGCAAAUUUAUUCAGAAAAAAUGAGAAAACGACACAGAAAGUUUGGUUAAACCUAAUAUAUUAGUUUUAGUUUGAAAAGAGUAGCUUUAGAAACUAUAAUUUCUACUUAACUAGGACCACCAGAAUUAAGUACCCGGAAACAAUAACCUUCAAAUAAGCAUAACUACUUAAUUUUCCUAUUAUUUUAAAGAGCUUCAAUCAAAAUGUCUUUUUUCAAUAAUAUCAGAAAAGUUCUGCAUUUUGGCGGCAAUGAUGCUAAAAAGAAAAAAGUUUAUAAUAAUGUCCGCAUGGAGACUGAUCCUGAAGAAUAUUGGGACAUGAUUGGAGAGCUGGGAGAUGGGGCCUAUGGUAAAGUAUACAAGGCACAACAUAGGCAGACUGGUCAACUGGCUGCAGCUAAAAUGUGCAGGCUUGAUGGGGAAGAUGAACUUUCCGAUUUUAUGAUAGAAAUUGAUAUCUUGACUGAAAUUAAGCAUAUCAACAUUGUGGAGUUACUUGAAGCUUUUCAAAAAGACCAACAAUUAUGGCUGCUGAUAGAAUACUGUGAUGGUGGCGCCCUGGAUAGCAUAAUGAGUGAACUUGAAAAGCCACUAAAUGAGCCUCAAAUUGCAUAUGUUUGUCAAAACAUGUGCAAAGGGUUACAGUUUUUGCAUAAAAGCCAUGUGAUACACAGGGACCUGAAGGCUGGUAAUGUGCUGCUUACUAUGGCGGGAGGGGUAAAAAUUGCUGAUUUUGGAGUGUCAGCGAAAAACAAAUCGACACUUCAAAAACAUGACACAUUUAUUGGAACGCCAUAUUGGAUGGCCCCAGAAGUGGUGCUUUGUGAAACUUUUCGGGACAAUCCGUACGAUUUUAAGGUUGACAUUUGGUCUUUGGGCAUUACGCUUAUUGAGUUCGCGCAGAUGGAGCCACCAAACCAUGAAAUGUCUCCUAUGAGAGUAUUAUUAAAAAUUCAGAAGAGUGACCCACCAAAACUGGAACAACCAUCGAAAUGGUCGUCGGAUUUCAAUGACUUUAUAGCCAAGGCUCUCAUAAAAGAUCCUCAGAAGAGGCCGACGUGCGAUGAUUUAGUAAAGCAUCCCUUCAUUAGUGGAACCUUGGAUUCUAAGCCUAUAAGGGACCUGCUUCUUGAAUACAAGGCGGAGGUGGUUGAGGAAGAAUUGACGGAUGAUGAUCCUGAGGACAAUCGAGCUUCUCAAGUACCACUAGACAUCGAGGAAGAUUCAGCUUCAGUGCAAAGCAAUGAGGUUGACCAAAAAGAAUCUCCGUCCCCAAGCUCAGAGAAAGACGACAAAAAGGUAACAAAACAACAGAGUCCAAUUGCCGUCCCGAUCCCAGUUGCACCUGAAAAGAAAAUCUCACAAACUGACAAAAAGGACGAUGUUUCCACGCGCAGAUCAUCUCACGAUAAAGGUCGAGCGCCUCCACCUCCUCCGUUACAAACUCAACAAUCCCAAGAACGUGAAAAAGGCCCUGCGCCACCACCGCCUGUGGCUAAUCAUGUCCCAAUUCCUCCUCCUCCUCUUCCUGUGCCACCUAAAUCACCCGAUCAACCCAAACCGGCAGCCAUUCAGCCCAUCAUCCAACCAAGUCCAUCGUCAAAGGAUCCAUCUUUGCCUCCAAGUCAACCGCAAAAGGAAAGUGUGGCAGUUGUACCAUGCCCUGCGCCUGUUUUGCCUCCUGGUUUUACGUUGCCAAUGCCACAGUCUUCGCCUUACACGCCACCUGACUCGCCUCCAGAAGAUCGAAAACUCAUUGAAUUGAGGGAUAUUCCGUUACCACCAACUCCUACGAUUGAAGUAAAACCUAAACCAGAUAUUCAAGGAAAAGAUCACACAGAUGACGUUAGCAGGUCAUCCAACAUCGCCCAAGUUAAAAAGGCUUUAGAGAGCCAACUAGGAAAGCGGUUAUCCAAAGAAAAGUCAGCAUCUAUUGAGAAAAUCGAAGACAAUGUUGUGACUGUCAAUUCUAGCACUACAACACCGGAAGAUUCUAUGACUUUUGUGAGGUCGUCUACACCACAAUCUGAUAGAAAUAAAAAUACAUCCACCAUAACAAUAAAUUCGGACCUGCCGGAUCCUUCGAAUAGCCUUGCUUCGAAUAUAAGCCAGGUAACUGUGGUAACAACCCAUCCACCGAUAAUAAUUGAUAAUUCAUUGAUGAUAUCGAGAACUUCUUCGACAUCGCCCAGUAAUCAUAGUUCGAGCGAAGUCGUUAUUGUUGCCAAUGAGACCAAUAAGACCCAUAUAGAGUCUUCUGAUGAUGAUGAGUUUUGUCCUUCGCUCGACUCGCUUGAGUAUCCUCCACCAAGUGAGUUCAGGGAUAAACCACAUGGAGCGAAGGGAAAGAAAUUGGAUGAAAGCGAGGUAUUAAUCGUUGAUUCCAGUUAUGUAAUUAAUGACUCGGGCUUAGAAGUCUCAGACGAUAAUUCAAGAUUAUUGGAUACUAGUCAUGUUUCUGUUGUUAAAAUUGAUGAGGAGAAGGUUCAAGUUAAGGAUUCUACGUCUUAUAAUAUCGAUAAGUCUGGUCCUGAGAACUUCAGGAGUUCAAUGAGUGAUCUAUCGAAUUCAAGCUCAGGGAAAUCUGGUAGUACCAAGAGUGAAUAUGGAGAUGAAAUUAGAGGAACAUCCAUAAUUUUAGACAACUACAAAAUGAAUGGCAGAAUUAUUCAUUCUGGAAGUGGGGAUGAUUAUAAGAGGAAUGCUUUGAAUGGAAAAACUUACUCGGAUAAUUACGAGUCGGCAACCAGCGAAAGAUCACACAGCGAUUGUGGUUCAGUUAGGAGUACUGAUUCACACCACCGUAGGCCAGUAUCAGUAAAUAAAUCAGACGUAGAGAGUAUAUCUAUUACCAGCCACGAAAGCCGUGGAAGUAACGGAAAAGAUUCUACCAAAAACGAGGAUGAUAUUGACGAUGAACGUGUGGUGCUAAGAAAACAACCUAAAACUCAAUCACAAACCCUUGCCAUGAUGAAUAGGAAAACUCGAAAGAGGACGAGGAAGUUUAUGAUAGACGGCGUCAUGAUUACCACAACUACAAGCAAAGUUAUUUAUGGAGACGAUGAUAAUCCUCAAUUUGAUGCACUUUUUAAUAGGAAACAAGAACUAAGGGAAUUGAAGUUACUACAAAAGCAAGAGCAAAAGCAAUUCCAAGACUUGGCAACUAAAGAGAAUUUGGCAUUGGAACAGCAAGAGCGGAAAUUUGAACAAGAAAGGCAAAACCUUGAAAGGACUUAUGAAAACGAUUUAGAGAUAUUAAGCAGACAGCAAAGGUUACAAAUAGAAAGGGCAGAAGCUCAACAAGAUGCUGAUCUACGGGCAACUUCAAAGAAAAUCAGAGCAGAACAGGAAAAAGAUCUUAAAAGCUUCAGGGAUGGCCUUAAACAAGAACUUCGACUUCUUAAGGCUGAAGUCGAUUUGUUACCGAAAGAACGACGAAAACAAGAGUUCAAAAUUCGAAAAGAGAAAAUGGACUUGGACCACUCAGAGAGGGAAAAGGCAUUUUUAGAAAAAUUAAACGAAAAUCAUGAGAGCUCGUUGAGGCGGCUCAGCGAUUCUUAUAGAGAAAAAAUAGCGUUAAUGGAGAGGCAAUUCUUGCAACAAAAACAGCAGCUUACUAGAACAAGGGAGGCAGCUCUAUGGGAAGUAGAAGAACGCCACAUUCAUGAAAAACACCAACUAAUGAAAAGGCAGAUAAAGGAAAUUUUCAUUUUACAAAGGCAUCAAAUGUUAACAAGACAUGAAAAAGAAAAGGAACAGAUUAAGCGACGGGCUACGAGAAAGGAGGAAGAGCUACUUAAGAAGCAGGCAACCGAAAAACGAAACUUGCCGAAACGCAUCAGAACCGAGAUGCGUGCCAGGGAGGCGAUGUUUAGAGAAUCGAUGCGAAUAUCGAUUUCUGGAGCAUCAGAUCCUGAACUUGAAAAAAUUAAAUUUAAAGAGUUCCAAGAGAAAGAAAAGAAGAGAUAUCAAGCUGAACAGCAAAGGUUUGAAUUGAAGCAUCAGAGGCAGUUGGAGGAACUGAGAGCCAUGAGCGACGCGACCAUAAAAGAGCUAGAGCAACUACAAAACGAGAAAAAGAAGAUGCUUUUGGAACAUGAAACCCUUAAAUUAAAGCAAAGGGAUGAGCAAUUCACUACGGAGUUGCGGGAAUGGAGAGCUCAACUUAAGCCUAGAAAACAGAAACUAGAGGAAACCUUCGCCCAGCAGCUUGAAGAGCAAGAGCGCGUCUAUGGUCCUAUGAACACGCCACUGAUCCUGCCCUCAGACCUUUCUGACCUCAAUACGGAUUCAGUAAGCCGCGUCGGCCUUAGUUCUACUAGAAGUAGCCUUAGUUCCGUAUCCGAAGGUUAAUCAAAUUAGCUUUUAAUUGAUGUACAUAAUUAUAUAUUUUUUUGUUCAUAGUCUCUUAGUUAGAUUAGCCCAGGGUUUCGGAAAGUGUUUUGUUCAGAGUGGAAUGUUUUUUCUCAAAUUAUCCUUACUGAAAAUAGUGGUCAUAACAUACAUAUGAAGUUCGGAUACUACUAUCACAAGUAUUUCUAUAUUUUAAUGAAUAGCGUAUUAUUUAUUUUUAUAAUAACGUUUUAAUUUUACUUUUAUGUUUAUUUCACAAGGUGCUAUAAGGUGUAUUUGUAGUUUUUGUUGAAUGAAUGCGUCGCUUCUUUUAAAGGAUUGUCAAAACUUUUUUUAUAGAAGAUUCUGCUUUUUUGGAACUAUUUUACUUAAAGAACUACUUUAUCAAACAUAUACUCAAAUGGGUUUAAAUAAAAUUAAACCUAGUUGUAUAAAUAAAAGAAAUUUAAAUUCGCUUGAUGUACAAAUCAUUUAUUACAGUCCGUUCAAUAUAGACUCUAAAUUUAGUUUUUGUUAUAAGGCAAAAAUACUGGGUUAAUCUAACUAAUAAAGGUUAAAUAUUAACCCUUUAUAAAGAGACCAGGAUUAGUAGUAAGCUGAUGUGCAAACAUUUUUUGAAUCCUCCGUUCAUUGAUUUCCUGUUAUAAAAAGUGUUUUAGAUUUCUGUUUACAAAAGUUUUAUGACCAAUAAAACUUUGCUGUAUAUUUUGGUUUUUAUAAACGCGUGAAAACAUUUUGAUUUUUCGGGAACAUUGUUUAUUAAGUACUUGCUUUGAAGUUACCGAUUUUACUUUUUUGAAACAUUAAUGCACAUCGUAGUUUUUUCGAUUAUAAUUAUGUAGUAUUAAAAAAAGGUGUAUAUAGCGUUGAUUAACCCGACUGAAUAUUUUUAAUCUGAUAUUUUGUAAGAUAGGGAAGUACACUACAGGAACAGGAUUUUCAUAGUUGGUACUAAAUUCAGUCAAAAAUUUCAAUAUACUAUUUGGUUAAAAAAUAAAGAAUUUUUUCUUCUUGCAUGGGACGGCGAAUAUUGCUAAAGGAUAGUGCCAUCUAAAAAAAUUAUAUUAUGAAACUAAUAUUUAUAAUUUAUUAAAUGUAUGACAGCAACUGACUGGGAAUUAUUUCAAUGGCACCGAAUAUAUGCUGCGUAUCCAUACUACAUUUUUGAGCUAAGUAGAACCAACAUUGUUAAAGGGUUGAUUAUUAUUGCAAUUAUACAGUGUCUACUUAAGUUCUUUUAAAUGGAAAAGUAAUUAUAACAUGCCGUUAAAAAUUCUCUUAAUAUAUUCAUCUGUUUCAGCCGAAUUCGAUGGGACUUAGUAUAUAACCGUAUAUUUUUCAAUAUUUAGAUGAAGCUAAGCAAAAUAACAGCAAUUAUUAUUACUUAGGACUUUAGAAGGACAGUGUGAUAUAUUAUCUUAUAUAACAAAAUAUUUUAUUCUUAUAAGAUCAUUUUUAUAUCCGCAAAUAAAAACGUUAUCACAGUGUCCUGUAUUAUACAUAUAAAUAAAUAUGGAUGUACAGUCAUUGUAUUAUUUUAUUUUUAUGUUAUUAUUAUUAUUAUUAUUAUUAAAAUAAAAAAAUAUUAAAAUACUUUUAAAAAAUA